Homarus americanus (American lobster) is the source of this 1275-nucleotide messenger RNA. It is a transcript of the gene asf1, whose product is annotated as histone chaperone asf1-like. The transcript has 4 exons. Gene Ontology annotation, biological process: DNA replication-dependent chromatin assembly. Bases 129 to 728 code for a protein of 199 amino acids. Gene Ontology annotation, molecular function: histone binding. Gene Ontology annotation, cellular component: nucleus. The record is from RefSeq and is a predicted model, not a curated record. NCBI's taxonomy places the organism in Eukaryota, Metazoa, Arthropoda, Malacostraca, Decapoda, Nephropidae.
CAUAUUCUCUCACAAACACACACAACUUUUGCCGCCAAAGGAGGGUAUGGUUGCAACUGUGUGUCCGUGCAAUCAAGUGUAGUUUUAAGACAUAUAUUGGAAUAAAUUGGUUACCAACAACUAUAGUAAUGGCUAAAGUACAUAUAGUGAACGUGGUGGUGCUAGAUAACCCGUCGCCGUUCUUUAAUCCCUUCCAAUUCGAAAUAACAUUCGAGUGCGUGGAAGACCUCCAGGAAGAUCUGGAGUGGAAGAUAAUUUAUGUAGGAAGUGCAGAGAGCGAGAACUAUGACCAGACUCUGGACACAGUAUAUGUUGGGCCAGUACCAGAGGGUAAACACAUGUUUGUAUUUCAGGCUGAUCCUCCGGAUGAAAAUAAAAUUCCUGUUGGGGAUGCAGUAGGUGUUACUGUGGUGCUCUUAACAUGUGGUUAUAAGGGUCAAGAGUUUGUACGUGUUGGUUAUUAUGUCAACAACUCUUACACAGAUCCUGAACUACAGGAAAAUCCACCAGAUGUUCCUCAGUUUGACAAGCUCCAGAGAAACAUCUUAGGAACUCAACCUCGUGUCACAAAAUUCAAAAUUGAUUGGGAUGAUGCUAAGGAUUCCGAAAACAUCCCUCCUUCAGAAAAUGCCAGUGAUGGUGCCUCCACCUCCCAAAACUCAUCGGACAUGAAGCCAGUCAUAGCAGUGGAGAACAGUAAUAGUGCCUGUGCUAUGGAAGUUGCGUAAACCUUUAGUGUAUAGAUGAUAUUUCUUUUGCAUAAAUUUUCAUAUGUAUAUGUUGUUUAUGGACGGUAGAUUCAGUGUUAAAUUAUAAGGUACCUGUUCAAUCAAACCUUUGCGGUUUGAGUCAUAGAAAAAGAAAAAGUAUUUUCAUAUUGCCGUAUAUUAAAGUUUGUUAUGUUAAUGAAGACAUUGAAUGUUAUUUACUCAUGAUAGAGCCCUUAUUUUAUAAAUUCAUUUUUAUUGACUAUUAUUUAUAAUUCCUUAUUUUAUGAUCUGUGCCUAAGUCUUUCUAACUUUAUGCAGUUUUUCUUUGUGUGCUGUGAAACAUUGGGGCUUAUUCACAAUAUUCCACCCUUACAGGGUGACCUUAGCUCCAGUUCAUUGGAACGCAGGUAGAUGCUUUAAAGAGGCAUAACUCGUACAAACAUUUAAGCUCAAAUGUGGGCUAAAGUAAUUAAAUUGAUGGUAUAGAUGUUAGUUCACUAGUCCCAGUCUGAAAGGAUAUGCUGUGUAUAGUUAGUUAUUUUAAUUAAAUGUAAAUUUCUUGUCA